Messenger RNA from Cladophialophora carrionii CBS 160.54, 1686 nucleotides. RefSeq lists its product as uncharacterized. Bases 1 to 1686 code for a protein of 561 amino acids. Gene Ontology annotation, biological process: protein phosphorylation. Gene Ontology annotation, molecular function: ATP binding; protein kinase activity. The transcript is spliced from 4 exons. The record is from RefSeq and is a predicted model, not a curated record. Lineage: Eukaryota; Fungi; Ascomycota; Eurotiomycetes; Chaetothyriales; Herpotrichiellaceae.
AUGGCAUUAGACAGCUUCCAGGUGGACUGGAAUACAGGUGUGUUGCAAAGCUUCUUCCAAGACCCGACAGAGCGACAGGUGGUUCCGGACUCUCCAACCAAACACUUUUUCAGUUGGCACGAGAGCAGCUUUCGGGGUCGCAGAAGACUCAUUGGUGAUAGAUUCAAAUACCUUUUCUUCUCUUCCCUGAAUUUGCCUGAUGAGGAGGAAUGGAUGUUCGAGCGGCCCAUGGGAAAAGGGUCGUUCGGCGCGGUCGCCUUGUUUUCGAAGAUGAAUGAACGGCAAGAGCGAACAGAUGCCUUUGUGUUGAAGGUCACUGAAGCGAAUCCCGAACAAUUUGUCCCCGCGCAGUCGAAAAAGUCGCACCUGACUCAUGAAGCCGCGAUUAUGGCGCAGACAAAUGAGCUCGAUUCAGACGUGCUCGUACGUCUCCGGCAAUAUCGAGUUGACCAAAAUUACUGCAGAUACUAUACCGAGUUUUGCGAGUUCGGGACUUUGGAGUCCCUGCGACUGAGAUACAAGGCGUGGAACAAAUAUUUUCCCGAGCUCUUCCUGUGGCAUGUUUUCCACUGUCUAGCCAAGGGAUACCUUGACUUUGUCAGGACCAGGUGGAGAAGCCUCAGAAACUUGGACUUUGGAGAGCAGGUUGACGGGCAAUAUUUUCUGCAUAAUGACAUCAAGACGGAGAACAUCUUCCUUGCCACAAAUCCCUCCAAAGAUGAAGACACCGUCUGGUAUCCGAAAUCCAAGAUUGGCGAUUUCGGACUGGCCACCACUACAAACGCUGGCGAAAUAAACCGGAACCAUGCCAAGGCCAUGCAAGCAGGCACACCGUGUUGGCAGCCUCCGGAACAACGCAUUAGUCAUAUGAAGGACUAUCGCCACUACUAUUUCCACGAAGACGUUCACCCGGAUCUGAAAAGGAAGGUUGGACUCGACCGGCGAUUCCACCGGAUCCGUCAAGAAGCGAACAUUUGGGCCAUUGGCGCUGUCAUGUGGAACCUAGUGACUCUGGAUGAGAUAGAAGUACUCAGUGACAAGGUCAAUCGAAUCCUGUACGGCGGCACUGCGGCAGCGCGCGCCUUUGACGGAAAGAACAUCAUGAAACGGCCAGAUCCAGUGAUCAAGCAACGGUAUAGUCCUAAACUCUGGGACUUGGUGUGCGAAUGCUUGCGAAUGAAGCCGGGCGACCGACCACCGCCUAGUCGUCUGCUUUCGGAAAUUGAAAUCGGCAUGCGUGACUGCAUGGAGCGGGAGCAAGCAGAGUACCAGCGGACCGGCGACCUAGCGCCACUGUUGGUGGCAUUUGAACAGAAUCAGAUCAAUGACCUACCAGACGGUGGUGCAAACUUUCGCAAAAAUCUGGAUUUCUGGUCUUACUUCGCAGAACAUCUUCUGUGGACGCCGAGACAAUGGGGCCCACUAUGUCCGCCAGAUGCGCCUCGUCAUAUCAACUUUGAGGCUGAUGGCUUGCCGAGUCCAUUGCGUCGAAGACAAGAGCGGGAGUGGGAAGAAGCACUUGAACAGAGAGACAGGAAGAGGGCUGCGCAGGAUGCUGGCGAGCCGCUGCCUAUCAGUCAAUCACCGACACAAUCCGAAGCCGUUCAGAAUCAAGCAAAAUCGCGGCGUUUCAGCAAGUCGUCCGACCGAGAGCAGCAACCGCGGAAGAGGACGAGGUUGGCUUGA